UCGAGCUGGGCCGUUCUGCCCGUGACGAGUCUCGCCGGAAAAGCCCAUCUUCUCCGUCUUGCCGUCGCACGCAUUCCAAUCCUUCCCUGCCCCGUCUCCGGAUUCCGGAUCGAUCUCUCCUUCCUUCCUCCCUCCCUCGUCCUCCUCACUUGCACACCUAGGGUUUAGAUUCGCAUCUCGCCGCCGUCGCCAUGGACGACCCCUACAUCGAUGAGGACGGCGAGCCGCUCAUGGACCCCGACGCGCGGGACCCCUCUCCCGAGCCGCAACCCUACGACGACCUCGAGGACGACCUAGGCGGCGACUGGACCCGCGACCGCUCCCCGACCCCCGUCCAUGGCGCCGGCGACGACGUCGGGGCGGGGUCCUCCUCCAGGCCCCGGAAGCGCCUCCUCAAGAAGGGCGGGGGCGCUGGAGGAGACGGCAUGCCCGGCGACGACGGGCUAGAGGACUGGGGGCUGGAGGACGCGGACGCGGAAGCAGAGGCGAAGAAGAGGAAGGGCUCAUCGGCGCUGAGGGACCUCGCGAGGGGCGGGGGAAAGGAGAAGAAGGAGAAGAAGAGGAGGAGGGAGGACGACGGGAAGGAGAGGGACAGGGGGGUGGUGAGGGAGAAGAGGGGUUCGGGAGGUAAGGCCUCUGCCGCUGGGGGUGGGCACCGGGACCAGGACGACGAAGGGGAGAGGGAGAUCCAGGAGCUCUGGGAUACCAUCGCCGGCGGUGAUUCAGAGGAUGACCAAGACGGUGUUAGAACUGUAGAUGAUGAUAAUUUCAUUGAUGAUAGUGGGGUUGAUCCAGCUGAUCGUUAUGGCAGUGAUAAUGAUCGCCAUUCUCCUCGACAUUAUCCACAGGCAGAAGAGGGUGAAGAGGAUGAUGAAAUUGAGCGACUCUUCAAGGGUGGUAAGAAGAAGAAGAAGAAUGAUCGCCCACGUGCGGAUAUUGGUCUUAUAGUGGAACAAUUCAUUGCUGAGUUCGAGGUAGCAGCUGAAGAAGAUGCAAACCUAAAUAGGCAAUCAAAGCCGGCUAUUAAUAAACUUAUGAAGCUUCCACUGCUCAUAGAUGUUCUCUCUAAGAAAAAUCUUCAGCAGGAAUUUCUUGAUCAUGGAGUGCUCACUCUUCUAAAAAACUGGCUUGAGCCCUUACCUGAUGGAAGCCUACCAAAUAUGAAUAUUCGAUCUGCUGUGCUUAAAUUGUUAACUGAUUUUCCCAUUGACUUGGAACAAUAUGACAGAAGAGAGCAGCUUAAGAAAAGUGGUCUGGGAAAGGUCAUUAUGUUUUUGUCAAAAUCUGAUGAGGAGACUACUGCAAACAGAAAACUGGCUAAGGAACUGGUUGAUAAAUGGAGUCGACCAAUAUUCAACAAGAGCACGAGAUUUGAGGAUAUGAGGAGAUAUGACGAUGAAAGGGCUCCUUACAGGCGUCCUCAAAUGAAAAAGCCAUCGUCAAGUAGCUCUGGAAUGGAAUCCAGAGACGAUGAUGAUGCUGACUUCUCUCAACGUAGGUCUGGGCAAAGCAGUGCAAGGCAGCAUGCUUCUAGGCCAGAAGCCUCGCCUUUGGACUUUGUCAUUCGUCCACAGUCCAAAAUUGAUCCUGAGCAGAUAAGGGCUCGUGCUAAGCAGGCUGUCCAAGACCAGCGCCGGCUGAAGAUGAACAAGAAAUUGCAGCAGCUCAAAGCGCCCAAGAAGAAAAAUCUUCAGGCGUCAAAGCUCAGUGUGGAAGGCCGUGGGAUGAUCAAGUACUUGUAGACCAUCCAGCAUCCACUCUGGUAUCCUCAUCCACCAAGCCCUUGCACAUGAUUGUGACCGCAGUGGAUUGCUGAAUUAGUACAAAGCACACUACCACCACUCAAGAGCAAAUAGCUCGGCUCAAUAAUCUAGGAUUCUUUAUCCAAGUAUUUUUCCUGCCUGGUUAGGGUGCAACAGAUGGGCUUCAGAAACUUGAUGAUUUGGGCACUAUUUAUUGCCAAUGCUUAUAUUAUGAUCAUGCAUGAAUAUAGUGUGUUUCAAGCAGAGUGGUGCUGUUAUACUGUAUAAAUGUUUGUCAUGCUUACACGUUACAACUGGAUCGGAUCGGGCUGUAAGUUUAGUUGAAGUUUCACGUCUUUGUACUCGAGGAGCGUCAUGCGUUGUUAUGAAAUCAAACAUUGUGCGACAGCAGAUUAAUUGUGUUUAAUGGUUACUACAAACAAGACUGUAACUAGAUUUUGGUAAAUGACAAUAUUUUGGAGAAUUUUUUCA
Molecule: messenger RNA, 2234 nt
Organism: Phragmites australis (common reed)
Lineage: Eukaryota; Viridiplantae; Streptophyta; Magnoliopsida; Poales; Poaceae
Product: protein IWS1 homolog 1-like
Exons: 11
Coding region: 192-1742 (516 amino acids)
Biological process (GO): brassinosteroid mediated signaling pathway; regulation of DNA-templated transcription elongation
Source: RefSeq, a predicted model, not a curated record